Molecule: messenger RNA, 246 nt
Organism: Rhizophagus irregularis DAOM 181602=DAOM 197198
Lineage: Eukaryota; Fungi; Glomeromycota; Glomeromycetes; Glomerales; Glomeraceae
Source: RefSeq, a predicted model, not a curated record
AUGAACGCGGUCUACAAAUCGGGAAUGGAAGAUGAAAUAGGGCAAGGGCUACAAUUAAAAAGUCAAGACAAACUUAAUGGAAGGACGGCAAUUUCAAGUCACAGAGGAUCUACAAGACGAGGCCAAACAAUAAUGUAUCGGAGAAGUAAAUUAUUAAAGGAAGGUGAUAAUACUAAUGAAAACAAGAAACGUGUUGCGCAAAUUCAAGGUUCUCGAGGGGAUGAUAAUAGCGAAGGGAGUGAAUAA